Molecule: messenger RNA, 1627 nt
Organism: Gambusia affinis (western mosquitofish)
Lineage: Eukaryota; Metazoa; Chordata; Actinopteri; Cyprinodontiformes; Poeciliidae
Gene: hint3
Product: histidine triad nucleotide binding protein 3
Exons: 5
Coding region: 140-643 (167 amino acids)
Molecular function (GO): catalytic activity
Source: RefSeq, a predicted model, not a curated record
AGGUUAUGGUUAAGUUAAGACGCUAUUGCGCUAGAAUAAAUAUAUUUACAUGUACAUAAAAAACAGAGGCUGAAUCCAGAAUCGAGCAUCUGGGAUCGACUUUUCUGGUCUUAGUAUUGCCAAUUCACGUUGCCCAGCAAUGGCCGACGGUCAGACUUCUUCGCAGCCUAUCUCAACUGGCACAGACAAAGCCAGCAGUGUACCAGCGGAGGGUUAUAACAACAAGUGUGUUUUCUGCAGGAUUGCAAACAAUGAAAUGGACACAGAGCUUCUCCACAGAGAUGAAGAUAUUUGCUGUUUCAGGGACAUUAAACCCGGAGCUCCCCAUCAUUACCUGGUUGUCCCAAUCAAACAUGUUGGAAACUGUAAAUCACUCAACAUCCAACAUGUGCCUUUAGUGAAGCAAAUGGUUGACGUCGGGAAGGCUGUUUUGCAAAAACACAACGUGACCGAUCUCGGUGAUGUCAGGUUCGGCUUCCAUUGGCCACCGUUCUGUUCCGUCACACAUUUACACCUUCAUGUUCUGGCACCAGUCAGUCAAAUGGGCUUCAUGUCGCGCCUCAUCUACAGACUCAACUCCUACUGGUUUGUCACGGCAGAUCAGCUGAUUGAGCACCUCAACUCUAAAGUAGAGACACGUUGAACUCCGGAUCCAUUUUAUUCUUCAGUGAAUUUUGAUAAAGUGGCGUCAAUCGUCCUUCCUGUUGCUGCCAUGUUGGAGGAUACAGGCUCUAUUGUUCUUUCUUGUUUGACAAAAGUUAAGGGCAGUGUUUUAUUUUAAACGUGUGUGAUGCCCUGUAGGGCAAGUAUUUCUUGGCUUCUUCACAAUGUGCCAGAAAGAUGCCCCAGGAAGGGUGGGGUAUCAAAACUCUCUGUCAACCUGUCAUCUUAGAGAAAACCAAUGGCUAUGGACCAAUUAGCAUUUUUCUGACUUGAUCAAAACUGAAAGAUGAUUUGAUUUUAAAAUGCAACUGUUAGAACAAAGCUAAUCAACAGAAUCUGUGCGGUUUUCUGUCAUUUCAUAGGGCCUGCAUUGUGAAGUUGAGGUUAUGCAUGUGAACAAAAAUAUAUUAAAUUGAACAUUUAUCCACUGAAUAUAUGAGCUGUGCCGCCUGUUUUACAUGUGUAAUCCUCAAAAUAUAAUUUGAUAGUUCAGGUACUGUACAACAUGAUCAUCAGAAGCACUGCGACGCAGUUAAUGCACUGAAGAUACUUAAAAUGAUUGCAAUGUGUAAAAAGAAAAGAAGAAAAUAAAAAUUGCUUAUAGGUGGUAUGUGCGAAAGAUGUAUAUUAAUACUGACUACCGGUUUGUAAAAGUCUGCUUUACCUCAAAUAAAACCAUAUUCACAUAAUUCAAGAUUAAAAAGCAACAGCACUAAUUUUAUGGCAGACUUUUUUUUUUUUUUUUGUAAGUGUGUGAUUCUAUCGAGCUGACAGACUCAGUUUGGAAGCAUUUUAAUUCAGAAGCCAUCCAUCUUUAAUCAGUUUUAUCCAAUGUCAGGGCAUUGUCAUCCUUUAUUGCUGUGUAUGAACUGAAUGUAAAUGUGUGGGCACUAGAGCAUGUUUUGUACAACCAAUAUGCACUUUUAAUCAUUAAUUUAGAAUAAACAAUGUUGCUUCCAACGGG